Nilaparvata lugens (brown planthopper) is the source of this 8730-nucleotide messenger RNA. Its product is annotated as probable multidrug resistance-associated protein lethal(2)03659. Gene Ontology annotation, cellular component: membrane. Gene Ontology annotation, molecular function: ATP binding; ABC-type transporter activity; ATP hydrolysis activity. The transcript is spliced from 29 exons. The record is from RefSeq and is a predicted model, not a curated record. The coding region runs from base 232 to 4422 and encodes 1396 amino acids. Gene Ontology annotation, biological process: transmembrane transport. Lineage: Eukaryota; Metazoa; Arthropoda; Insecta; Hemiptera; Delphacidae.
AGUUCGGUUUUUCUCUCGUCUCGUCAGGAUCAAAUUUGGCAAAUGUUGAGGUUAAGUUGUGCAAUUCGUUUCAGUGAAUCUAGAUUUAGAACAGUUUUAAUUUCAUCAAAAACUGCUUGAUAGUAUUAAUUCAACAGACAAGAUCAAAUCGGAUUGAAAUCAGGUCUCCCAGUGUGCUUUUGGGACCGUCCUUCUUUAAACUAAAACAAUCAUUAAUGCCUGCAUGGAAUAAUGGAGAAGGAUAAGAAUGAGAGAGAUGAGAGGCUUCCACAUCCGAGGGCGAAAGCCAACUUUCUGUCCGCUGCUACUUUCAGCUGGACCUUCCCUAUGUUUCGUUUGGGAUAUAAAAGAGACCUGGAGGUGACUGAUUUGUAUGCAACACUCAAAGAACACUCAUCGAAUAAUCUGGGAGACAAAUUUGAAAGGAAAUGGAACGAGGAAUAUUCAAAGGCAACCAAGAGAAAAAAGGAGCCCAGUUUGACGAAAGUGGUGUUCUCUGUAUUUGGAGGAGACAUCGCUUUCUUUGGAUUCUUCUUACUUUUCAUUGAAGUGGUUGUAAGGGUAGCCCAACCGCUGUUACUAGGCAGACUGAUCAGAUACUUCACACAGAAGCAGAUGUCUGCGGAGGAAGCUGGGCAGAUGGCCGAAGCACACGAACUGGUGACGGAGCGGGACGCCUAUCUGUAUGCAGUGGGGCUGAUUGCAUCGUCUGCACUUUCCGUCGUCAUGAUCCAUCCCUACAUGAUGGGAGCCAUGCAUAUCGGCAUGAAGAUGCGGGUCGGGCUCUGCUCGCUCAUCUACAGAAAGGCACUGCGAUUGUCGAAAACGGCACUGGGUGAGACAACAGUGGGUCAGAUUGUGAACCUGUUAUCGAACGACGUGAACCGGUACGACAUUGCGUGCAUAUUCGCGCACUACCUGUGGAUCGGGCCACUCGAAACUGUCAUUGUCACCUACUUCCUCUGGCAGGAGAUCGGCGUUGCGUCGCUAGUCGGAGUGGCUGCGCUACUGGUUGCUAUCCCGUUACAAGCCUGGCUUGGAAGGAAGAGUUCCGUAUACCGUUUGCGAACAGCCAUCAGAACCGACGAAAGAGUACGACUGAUGAACGAAAUCAUUUCUGGCAUUCAGGUCAUCAAAAUGUACGCUUGGGAAAAAUCUUUUGCCAACAUGGUUUCUAAUGCUCGCAGGAAAGAACUGAACGAAAUACGCAAAACAUCUUACGUGAGAGCCCUGUUGUUAUCAUUCAUAAUUUUCCAUUCAAGACUGGCUGUGUUCAUGAGUAUACUCGCCUAUGUUAUCACUGGGUCGAGUAUUAAUGCUGAAAAGGUGUUUACUGUGACUUCGUUCUUCAAUAUCUUGCGACAAACCAUGACAAUAUUUUUCCCGCAAGGUAUUGGACAGAUUGCCGAAGCUAUGGUUUCAACCAAACGAUUACAGAAAUUCAUGAUGUACGAAGAAAUCCAGAAUACUUCGUACACUUCUGCAGCGACCAACAACAAUUCCGAGGAUAAUGGCAAACGGAUGAACGGUGUGGACAAGACAAAGAGCGACAACACUAAGGAGAAUGGGACCAGUAAGGAGAACGGACCAAUGGGGGUUAGUGUGACCAUUAAUCCCAAGGAAUCGGGGGAAGCCGCCAUUGUAAUGGACAAACUCACUGCAAAAUGGACACCGGAUCUGACCGAGAACACCUUGAAUAAUAUCAAUCUCGAACUGCCGCAUGGCAGUUUGAUGGCUGUUAUUGGAUUGGUCGGAGCUGGCAAGUCGUCGCUGCUGUAUGCGAUCCUGCGCGAACUGCCGCUGUCGUCCGGUUCGCUGACUUUAAACGGCGGCCGACUGUCGUACGCGUCACAGGAGCCGUGGCUGUUCGCGGGCAGUGUUCGCCAGAACAUUCUGUUCGGCGAGCCGUACGAUCGCGAACGCUACCGGGAGGUGACGCGCGUCUGCGCACUGCGACCCGACCUGGAAAUGAUGCCCUACGGCGACAGGACGGUGGUGGGUGACAGGGGUGUGUCGCUCAGUGGCGGCCAGCGCGCCAGGAUCAAUUUGGCCAGAGCAGUAUAUAAGAAAGCUGACAUCUACCUUCUGGAUGACCCUUUAUCAGCAGUCGAUACUCACGUCGGAAAGCAUUUAUUUGAAGAUUGUAUAUUGGGUUACUUGAAAAACAAAACACGGAUUUUGGUGACGCAUCAGCUUCAGUACUUGAACAAUCUUGAGCACAUUAUUAUGUUGGAUAAUGGAAACAUAUUAGCGCAAGGCAACUACAAACACAUCCAGUCAUCAGGAAAAGAUUUGGCCAAUCUGAUGGCAAAACAUACGGAGAGUGAUGACUCUGAUCCAACUAGUAGUCACGUUCAGAGACAGUCCUCAGUCCAGAGUAUCGCAUCCUCGCUGGAUGACUCGAAAAUGCAAGAAGAGCCGCCCGAAACAAAGGAGACACGCAGCGUCGGUACAGUGGGUGGAAGGGUGUACAAGAGCUACAUCUCUGCCACCGGAAACUUCUUCAUGGUAAUCUAUUGCCUGCUGCUCUGCAUUCUCACACAGCUGUUCGGAUCUGGAGGCGAUUUCUGGAUUACUUACUGGGUCAAUCUUGAAGAACAGAAACUACUUCGUGAGCAGCAGGGCGUCGAUAUUCAUUUGAAUCUGACAACAAAUUCAACAUCAGAAGUGACCAAAUCGAAUAACGGGACGUACAUUUAUGCUGAUGGAGAUUACCUACUGAGGACCACUCCAUGGUUCGACUUGACUCAGCGGACCUGCAUGUAUAUCUUCACGUUUUUUAUCGCAGGUGUUGUUUUGGUGACUCUGAUCCGUUCGUUCACGUUUGUGCGCAUGUGCGUAAGAGCUUCCAUGACUUUGCAUGACAACAUGUUCAACUCGGUAACUCGCGCUACUAUGAAAUUCUUCAAUACUAAUUCAUCAGGACGUAUUCUGAACAGAUUCUCAAAAGAUAUGGGCUCGAUUGAUGACAUGUUACCAGGUGCUAUGAUUGAUUGUCUCCAGAUUGGCUUGACGAUAGUGGGUAUUAUAACAGUGGUGGCGCUUGUCAACUAUUUGCUGUUGAUACCCACGUUUGUGAUUGCCAUCAUAUUCUACUAUUUAAGACGUUUCUAUCUGGCAACGUCCCGUAGUAUCAAGAGGCUUGAGGGAGUCACUCGUAGUCCUGUAUUUUCGCAUUUGACUGCUUCCCUGCAAGGACUGUCUACUAUAAGAGCGUUCAAUGCUCAGGAUAAACUAAGAGAGGAGUUCGAUAAUCAUCAGGAUUUGCAUUCGUCAGCUUGGUACAUGUUCGUAGCAACAAGUCGCGCCUUUGGAUUCUGUUUGGACCUUUUCUGUGUUAUCUACAUUAGUUUGGUGACUUUGAGCUUUCUCCUACUGGGAACUGAGACUUUUGGUGGAAACGUGGGUCUGGCUAUUACACAAUCAGUGGCCCUAACUGGAAUGUUCCAAUGGGGAAUGCGACAAUCGGCCGAAUUGGAAAACCAGAUGACUUCUGUCGAGAGAGUGCUCGAGUAUACCAACCUGGACAGCGAGCCUCCUCUCGAGUCUCCUCCAGAAAAGAAGCCACCUCCAACGUGGCCAAGCGAAGGAAAAAUCGAGUUUUCGAAAGUUUAUCUGAGUUAUGUGGAUGAAGAGCCACCGGUGCUCAAAAACCUCAACUUUGUCAUCAAAGCUGGAGAUAAGGUGGGAAUAGUAGGUCGUACCGGCGCUGGCAAGUCGUCGCUAAUUGCGGCACUGUUCCGACUGACUCCAACCAGCGGCGACAUCCUCAUUGAUGACGUCAGCACGGCUCAGCUCGGUCUGCACGAGGUGCGUUCGAAAAUAUCCAUCAUCCCGCAGGAGCCGGUCCUGUUCUCGGGCACCAUGCGCAAGAAUCUGGAUCCAUUCGGCGAGUAUCCUGACAGUGUGCUGUGGAAUGCUCUCGAAGAGGUUGACUUGAAGGAUGCAGUGUCCGAAUUGGCUGGUGGAUUGCACGCGAAAAUGUCGGAAGGUGGAACUAAUUUCAGUGUCGGACAGAGACAGUUGGUAUGCCUGGCCAGAGCCAUAGUUGGCAACAACAAGAUACUAAUCAUGGAUGAAGCUACUGCCAACGUUGACCCACAAACGGACGCUCUUAUUCAAAAGACAAUUAGAAGGAAAUUUACGAAUUGCACAGUUCUGACCAUCGCUCACCGACUUAACACUAUUAUGGACUCCGAUAUGGUUCUAGUUAUGAGUGCUGGAUCUCUUGUUGAGUACAAUCAUCCUUACCUUCUUUUGAAAAAUUCUGACGGAAUUUUCUUCAAAAUGGUUGAACAGACUGGAAAAUCAACUGCCGAAGCUCUGCACAAAAUUGCUGCUGACUGUUACAAAAAAUACAUAGAUGAGGAUGACGAAGACGAUAUCUAUAACAGACGAGCCAGCAGUGUAACAGAUCUUUAAUUUGUACGAGUUUUUCUCGUAUUACUGAUAAUUAAAUAAACAACCCCUAUUUUCACUAGAAAAUGUACCAAAACUUGAAAAAUACAAAAAUAAAAACACGUGAUGUUUUGUGAUUGUAUUUGUACAAUGUGAUAAGGAAACUAAAGAAUAUUGUUUAAGAAGAGUUAGUUAGAUCUCUUGGUUCGGUUCUUAUAAACUAUAGGGAUACAGUAAGGUUCACUACAAACUGUCUGAAUAGAAAACAUUGAUUCUAUUAUUUGAGAUGGUGACAGUUUGGAAUGAAUCUCACUAUAUUACCAAUAAUUUUGCUAAUUCAUGAUUAUUAGUAAACGCUUAUCUUUUAUGUUCCUCCUUAUUUUUUCAAUAAGUGUUUAGUUUCUUUAGUCGAUUCUCAUUUUAUGAAUUAUAUCCUAGAAAAAAUGAAGAAAUUGUUUAUUUCUUAUGUAAAAAAAACUUUAAUAAACUUGAUUUUAUAGUUUAGACUAUAAGUGUAUUUUGAAUGUAUUCUCAAAGAUGAACGAAAUUUGCUUAGAGUUCGAAUUGAAUGGCGAUGGCUAAAUUUUCCUUUAUAUUUUAUAUUACUUUGAGUUACUAGGUACCUAAAAAGUGGCUACCUUAUGCCACUAUUUAUUAUUCGAUUUAAAUUGCAUUCAUGCAAUAGAUCUAGAUCUAGUGUUAGAACAGGGUUUUCAUGUAUUAUCCUAUAGGUUGGCCAAAACAGUUAUUGACUAUCUUCAAAUGUUUCUAAUUUUUUUGUUGGCCUAUGAGUGCUUCUGCAUUUAUAUAUAUAGAUUGUCCAGAUGUUGAAGGAACAGUUCCCUGGCUUCAAAAUGACCCCAUAUUAGAUCUGUAUGCAGUCUUCAACUAAAUACAGUUCAUACUGUGAUUGCCUUAGUCUAUUCUGUUUCUUAAUGAAAUUUAAAACUAUAUGUACACAAAUAUGUGUUUUGUAUAGACGAAUAAAGGAAAUAGAUAAAUGAAAUUGACAUUAUAAAAUUCAACGAUUUUGUUGCACUGUUGAAUUGAAAUAUAUUUUUUCAGAAAAUUAUCACUACCAAUAUUGUUUUAUUCAAUAUUUUUGUAUUUUCACAAGAUAUAUUAAAUCUUGAACUCACUAGACCAAAUGAUAAUACCCUUGAAAACUAAAUUUAUUGCUCUCAUUUAAUUGUAAGUUUGGUUUAAUUCUUCUCGUAGUAUAAUUUGUAGAUCUUUUGUGUUCUUCGAUAGUAGACAUUUCUUAGAUAAUCUCAGCUUUAUAAUGUUCAAAGAGAAACAAUUUGUAUUUUUUGUCAUUUUCGGUAGUAAAAUUAUGUAGAAAAUAUAUGUUGUGAAAUGAAUUCAAUAUUUAAAAGAAGUUUAAUGAUAUUUUAUAUUGUAAGCAAGUUUAAUCAUGACUCAUGCAUAGUUGAAAUUGAUAGAACAGAAUUCUUGCGAUAUACAGUACUGUUUCAAAAUUAUUGAUGAACUAUAAAUAAUUUAUAAUUAAAUUAUUAAUGAUUUAUAAUUGAAGAUUUUAGGUGUGAUAUUAUUAGACAUCUUCAAUUGGCGUUUACUGUGUUUCAUUAUUGUUAGUAAUCUGAUCUUAAUUCUCAGUAACUUACACAAGCCAAUAUUGUAAUCUAUAUAUUAUAUAUAUAUAUAUAUAUAUAUAUAUAUAUAUAUUAUUUAUCCAACAGUACAACUCUUACUUAAUUUUUAUCUGUUCUAGGAAGUGUAGAUUUAUUCUUAAAUUUCUAUACCUUUCAUUAUUACGUUGUUGUAUUCCUUUGUUAUACCCAAUUAUAAUAGUGUUUUUGAUUCAUGCUAAUGUAUUAUUACAUUGUUUGAAAAAAUCUUGAUCAAAUAUCUCGUAAGUAUGCUUCAUAUUCUCUGUUGAUCGAAAUCCUCCUUUAUAAUCAACAUCAAAUAAUUUAUAAAAAUCUUCCAGAAUUUCGUUUGUUUAAUUUAAAUGUAAUAUUAAUUCAGUUUGGAACUGUAACGCAGGAACAUAUGAAAUAGUGAGUGUUAAUUGAAUAUUUUUGUAAAUAUAGAGAUUAUAUGCAUUAUUAUGUCAUGAUGUUGAUAAAUACAGUAAUUUCGUGUUCAAUAUUUUUUUCAUAAUUGUUCUGAAAUUUUCAGUACCGUACUUAAUUAUUAGCUACAGGUUCGAAGUCUGAUGUUACUUAAUAACGUGGUCUGGAUAAUUUAACUACUUAAUUUACUGGCAAAAUCCAAUUUCACAGUACUUAAUACCUUUAUAAUCCAAAAUACUUUUAUGAGAUUGAAUUAUGAAAAUCUGGCCAGUACUUUAUGUAUCCAUGUUGAGUAAGUUACUUUUUUCUCUGAUAAAACAACAAAUUAUUUUUAGUUGAAAAUACUGUACAAGAUUAUCAAAUCUGAAUCCAACUUAAGCUAUUAUGUGAUUUCCUAAUGUGAAUUCUUUCAAAGAAUUUGAAUUCACCUCAAUCUGAUUUCGAAAAUAAAUUCAUACCCUUUUGUGUUUACUAAAAAACAUAAUUUCAAAUCUAUUGAAAUAAUUUUUUUGAAUCUAUCAUGACAAGUUUGCAGAAUGUUGCAAGUUCUCAAAUAAGCUUCAUAUCCAAUUCUCCAACAAUAUUGUAUGUUCAAUAACGUUCAUGUUUCAUCCAAAAUCGUUUUUUUUUAAUAUUGUCCCGGUGCUGUUUUAAAAUACUCGAUUUUUAUUUGUUUUUUGUCUUACAUUUAAUAUCUAUUAUAUAUCUGGUGCUGUUUACGAUAUAAAACGAAGUGCUAGAUUGUUAAGAAAUAACUUAGCAGGCUACUUGAUGAUGCGAAUGUCUGUUAUGAGAAGAUACCUUAGUAUUAGAGGAAGAUGUUGGUGUUAAAUCUAUUAAACUAUAAAUAUGUGCCUUAUGUAUAAACCAUGCCUUUUCAAAUGAUUAAUGUGCCUCGCGUGUUAUAGAUAAUGCAGUUGAUGUAGAUCUAUUGUAAUAAUAUUGUUAUUGAAAAUAAUUAUUGAUAAAUUGGUACAGAUCGUUCAAGUGUAAUUGAAUGAGUUAUUUGUUUAUUAUUAAGCUACUGUAUUUGUAUGUUCGUAAUUGUAAUACCAAUUUUUAUCUAAAAUAUUGUACCUUAUCGAAAUUUGUAUUUUAUGUGUCAAAAUCUAUCAUUCAUUCAACAUCACAUAACAUUUAUUAUAUUCUUAAACUAUUUGUGAUAAUAAGAAAAAGAUGCAAAUUUUGUUCUAGCUCUCCUCAAAAAAUGUUUUUUUUUUUAUUAUUGUAAAUAAUUUGAUUCAAGAGAAUGUCUUUGGAAAGCGAAAUACCGUAUUGUAAAUAAUUUUAUUCAAGAAAUUGUCUUAGGAAAGCGUGAUACUUUCAUUAUGGAAGAAAACAUUUUACAAGAUGCGAAAAGAAGUAAAAUUGUGCAAGAUACAAAAUUAUCAUUUACAGUGAUUUUCAAUCCAGUUUUGUACGUAAGUUACAUCCAAUAUAUAUUUUUCCAGUAACUUAUUGAUGGAAUCUUACUUUUUUAUUUUUGUAGUAGUUACUCUGUAACUUGAAGCUCUUCUAUUGUCACAAGUGAUUCUUUCUAGUGUUAGUUCUAGUUUUUACACGAUCAAUUUGAAAUUUAUUGUGGUACUUAAUUUCUAUUCCAGUAGGAACGUUGGCCUUUUUCAUUCAGAAUUUGUUUUAAAUUCAGUUGGUGUAUUCCACUAGUGUUUUUAUUUUCAAUGUUAAGUAGACUUAAACAUCCUUUAGAAGGCAAGUUUCACCAGAUCAUUAAUUACCGUUUCCGUGUUCUUCAACACCAAUUAAAUUAUAUUUUCAAAAUUUUGUAUUAUCAUCAAUUGUAAAAGAGGUUCAAGUAAAGAGGUUCAAAAGAGAGGCUUUUAAAAGAGGUUCUGUUCUGAAAGAGUCUGAUUAAAAGAAUCAAAAUAAAAUGUAACACGCAAUAAUUUCACAGUAAGAUUUCAAUAUUCAUUGUUCCAAAAAAUUUUUGGGGAAUUCUUCUAACAAAAUCAUUUCAAAUACAGUCUCUGUAUUUUGAAAAACAUUUAAAUAACUAGUUAUCGUGUUUUAAAAUUAGAAGACAUUCUCUUGAACUAAUUAUUCAUUUUUCUCAUUGCUCCUUGUGAAUCAGCUAAACUCCUUUCCAUUUGAUUUUUCUGAUAAAAAUUAUUUUUCUCAGUGUGUACAAUAUAUUUAUUUAUACAGAAAAAACUUGAUAUCUUUUUAGAAGUAUGAUGUCAACUGUACCAGACAAAGAUAUGCUUCAAAAAUGUGUUCAAAGUAAUUUAAAUGUUCAAAAUUGAUAAAAUGGUUUUCAAAUAAAAAUUUAUUGUUAAAA